Molecule: messenger RNA, 4629 nt
Organism: Papilio polytes (common Mormon)
Lineage: Eukaryota; Metazoa; Arthropoda; Insecta; Lepidoptera; Papilionidae
Product: zinc finger protein 655-like
Exons: 13
Coding region: 15-2180 (721 amino acids)
Cellular component (GO): nucleus
Source: RefSeq, a predicted model, not a curated record
CGAACUUGUAAUGGAUGAUAGCAACCGGAGCCGGUUAUUAUGCAGUUUUCAUACAAGUGCAGAAUGAAUUAGCCAGAAAUAUGUUUGUGUCACAAGACAAGAAUGUUAAGAAAAAAUUUCAGAAGCCAAAUAUUUUACGGAGAAAGACAAAGGGGCCAUUGGCACGGCCACCAGCAACUUCCGAAAGUUUAGAAUCUCCUGAUGCUAAAUCUCUAGUCACCACUAGUUUAGAAAAAUCAUUAAACGCACAUGAAGGACAGAGUAGAAUAGCAAAACAAAUAGUUAUUAAACAUAGGGAGAAGCCAAAUCAAUUUAUUAAGAAGUCAACACAGAAAGUGAUCUCAGCUUCUUCAAUUCCGGAGGACAACUCCCUAACUACAGUAGUCAAAACAGAGAAUGUCAGUGACAUAACAUUUACUAUCAUAACAACGCAAGAUAAUAACAAUGAAGGUAACAUUAUCCAGAGUGGCGUCAAUGUGGAUUCAUUCUUAGUAGGAGGAGUUUCAAAACAGAAUGGCAUCAGAUUUGUGAAUAGUAGUGAUAUACAAAUUGAAACCGUAGAUAAAUAUGACAAUACAAAAUGGUGUUUGGAUCUUGUGCAAGACUCACAGACUGUUAUAAAAGAACAUUGUGAUGGAUCUCAAAAUAACAUAUAUUUAGAGCAAAAAUUAGAUAUAGAGCCUACGAUGGUACCUUUGUCUGUAGUUUCUUCUGUGCAGUCAAAUAAUAUAAUAACUCUGCAAGGUGAAGUGGUACCAGUUAUGACUAAUGUGCUUAACAGCACAUUUGAUCUCAAUAAACCUAAAGCCAAGUUUAAGUGUGAAGUUGCCAAUUGUGAUAUGGAAUUCUCGAAUAAGCAAAAGUUGAAAAAGCACCAAAAUAGUCAUAAAGAAGGCAGUACAAGACCACCGAGACAGACCAAUGUUGAAUGCCCAAUCAAGAUAUUCCGAUCCGGUGUAGAGGAGCCAUGUGGACAAAAAUUCACAUCCAGAGAAGAUGUGUUAAAACAUCUCAAUGAGAACCACACUUUGGAACAAGCAAAUUAUGUGUGCGCCGAGUGCGGGCGCCGCUUCUUCUGGGCGUGCGCGCUGCGGGCGCACCGGCAGGCGCACGGGCGGGCGCGGCGCGGCGCGCUGGCGUGCGCGUGGCCCGGCUGCGGCCGCGUCUUCCGCCAGCCCUGCCGCCUGCGCGAGCACACGCGCGCGCACACCGGCGACAAGCCCUACCCCUGCAAUUUCCCUAAUUGCGGCUGGUCUUUCCGCACGGCCAGCAAGCUGGUGCGACACGCGCGCCGGCACACGGGCGAGCGGCGCCACGCGUGCUCCGCCUGCGGCCGCGCCUUCCUGCGCCGCGAGCACCUGCGCGACCACCACGCGCGCCACCAGCCCCGCCUCCAGCACCAGCACCAGCCGCACCAGCCGCACCAGCCGCACCAGCAGGUCCACAGGCGUCACCGCUGCACGCAACACGGAUGUGAACAAAGUUUCAACACCAUGAGCUCCCUUUACACGCAUAUGAAGAAAGUUCACAAAGACGAAACCAGUUCUUUGAAUACCACAACAGAACCCUUGCUGCUAGAGAUGCAACCUGAGAACACGUUUACAGUAAGUUUGAUAAAGAAUGAUACGAUGGAAUAUGAAGGCGUUACUAAUGUGGAAGUGAGCGAGGGGCUGCAUUUAGAAGGUAUACCGGUGUCUACUGAGGGGGACAUGGAGAUGGAGGUGGUGAGGGAGGGCGUGGGCGCGGGGGAGGGAGAGGGUGAGGGCGCGGGCGAGGGCGAAGGGGAGGGGCAGUGCGCGCGCACGCACUGCACGUGGCCGCUGGCGGCGCGCGCGCGCUGUGGCUACCACUGUGGGGACGGAUUCGUGCUAGACGAAGAUGUACAGGUGGAGCAGUCGGAGAGCUGCGAGAACAUCUACACGAUACGAAGCGACCUAUUCCUGCACGGCAACGCGCUCACCAACGACGAUAGCGAGGGUGGAAUGGGCGUGGGCGUGGAAGUGGGCGAGGGCGUGGGCGAGGGCGAGGGCGUGGGCUCCGGCGGCGGCGCCCUGGGCGACGACCUCGGCCUGCUGGACUCGCACCCCACCAUCGAUCUCAUGCAGGAGGAGCUGCUGUAUACAGACGCCGUUGACGAAUCCUCAUUCCGCGUCUUUUUACUCAGCGAAGAGCUCACAUAAUAAAUAAUGCUCAAAGCUAAUUGUUAUUUCUUAUUGUUUUUAAGUAAUAAUUAAUUGUUUACAAUAAAUAUAUUCAACACAAAAUAUUCAUGAAAUAUUUCAUAAUAUAGGUUCGUUUUCAAUACAUCGAAAAGGUUCUUUUCUUACGUGAAUAUGAAAAAUAUAUGAAAUUGAAAACAAAAAAAUAACAACAAAAGCUGAUUCUCUCAGAAUUUUGAGUGAGAGUGAAGGAGACGACAAGUUUUUUGUAUAAAUUAUUACGUAAUGGUUGAUUACAUUUGUAUUAUAUUUUGUGACGCUAAUAUAGGUAAAAAAUUAGCACAAAUUUACUCGGUACACAAGUCUUGUGCAUAAACGAAAUUUAUCAAUCUUUUUGGUGCAAUAAUUUUUUGACGUUUUAGGAACCCUAGGUCUUCGGAAAUUAAAAAAAAAUUAGUUUUUCAUAUACAAGUCACACCAAAUUGUCUUCCACGGGCACACUAAAUUUCUAAUAUUGUUUAGCAAAAUUAUUUUAUUUUUAUGUGUUUAUAAAUAAGUAAUUAUUUUGACAUUAUCAUGUAAAUGUAAAGUGUUAUAAUAGUGGUUUGGAAUAGUUUUUUGUGUAGAUUUGUCGUAUUCGUGCUUUCCUAUACUAAUGUUAUUUGUACUGCGUGUCCAAUUUAUAAUGUUUGUGAUAAUAAAAUAAGGGUCUCAUUGACGGUACAUUCUAACGUUAAAAUCCAGUAUCGUAUUUUCUUAUAUAAUCCUCUAAUCUAGAAAGUAAAGUUUCUUAAACUUAUUAUGGAUGUAAUCUUUUCGAAACUAAAAUAUCAUUUGAUAAACUGAUCUCUAAAAAUGCCUUCAUAUUUUGUAAAACUUAUUGGUAAAGUAGUAUAUUUGUAUGCUUGUGAUACCGUCUUUAUGUGUAUGAAAUUAUAUGUAGUUUUUUUAGUAUAAUUAGUACUGAGUGUUAAUAUUUAGUUUAAAAAAUAAUCAUCACAAAUAUUUGUGCCCGAAAUACCGCGGGAACGCGCUUUCCCCAAGGAGUAAGCGAGAUAGAUGUACUCAGCGUGUAAGACAAAGAAAGAACGUCUUUAUUACGCUAACUUAUUUGCCUAAGUAUUUUUGGCAAACACUAUAUUGAAGACUUAUGACUAUAAAUCGUUUUCAAACGAUUGCUAAGUUUGUUAAAUAUUAAGUUGUUGAUUUGUUGGAGAAAAGUGUGGAAUUAUUGAAUAAAUUUGUGUUUGCAAUAGUUGUAAGUGAUCGUUUAUCAAUAAUGAACCUUUAAAAUGUAAUAAAACGUGUACUUAAGUACGCAAUAUUCAGAUUAUUAAUCCAAUUUAUUCGUACUAGUUUAUAUAACUCAAGCUUAUAUAUUAGUAUAGUGAAAUUAACGUUUUGUAAUUGAUUGCUUAGAUCUAUAGAUACUUUUUCUGAUGCUAUCCUGUCCCGAAUACAGUUAGCUAUUCAAGUUUCAAAAGAAGGAAGUUUUCGUAAUUAUGAAUUUCGAUGUUAAACAAACAAAAAGAUCUAAAACAAUACAGAAUUUGAUAUCUACCACUGAUUUCUUUAGUAAUCGUUGGAUUUCUACCUGUUUCAAAAUGACAGCUUUUACUUCAUUGUCUGAAAAAAGUUUGUUGAAGUUCUUGGUGAAAAUCAAAUAAGCACAGAACACGACAGCUUAAAACCUAUCAUGUGGAUUUUAGUGACUUCAAAUAUACAGUUUUAGUAACGGGAAAAGAGGUCAAUAUUAGUUAUAUUUGAUGCCGUUUGAAGUAAGCGUUAUAUUUCAGGAGUAAAGGAUGUUUCCCGUUGUGCCGAUUGGUUACCGAUCCAACGGUCCAACGGGAAACUGCCGAAGUAAUGUAUCUGGAUACAGGGCCAGGCACCGCCUGUAAAAGACUAACAUUUUACGAUUAGAUUAUAAGAAUAUUGUAUAUAAAAUAUAUUUUUGGAUAUACAACUCUUAUGAUAAGAUUAGCCUUAUUUUUUAGACUGUUGUCCAAAAUGGAAUGUUUUGUUAAAAUUAUUAUUGAAUGUUGGCACUACUUAUUUGCAUCUUUCUCUGCUUUUGGAAACUCGUUUAUAAAUGUUGAAAUUUGUAAUCUCUGUUUUUAAUAUUUUCAUAACGAAUUGUGUUUGAAAUCUUUCUAGCAUUUGCGUUAAUUUUACGAACGAUUAUAAAGGUAUUUAAAGUACUUGUGUUUAAGUUUGCAAAUAAUAAGUGCUGACGUCAUAUCAAAAUUAUAUUAAAACCUAAGCUUUAUUUAAGUUGUUUGUAUACUAAUGUUUUGUUUAUAUAAUUUGGUGAAUGAGGCCAGGUCCGCACAGUACACGCGCUAAGUCACUUAAAACUUUAAUUAAUCACAUAUCAUAUUUAGUUUUGUUAUUGAUUUGUAUUGUACUUGGUUGCUUUCUGUUUAAUUGCAGAUUUCGCUAUAUAGAAAUAAAUGUUUUAGAUGAAAUG